UGUUAUUCGCAUACAAUUUUUUUUUUUUUAUAAAAUAUCUUCGAGCGACUGCUUUCAACGUCAAACAGACUGAAGCUCAAACAACUGGAGGCGGAUAAUGUUUAACUUUACCGCUGAAGUGAGAAGUUAAAGACGUUUUCUCGAAGUUUCUCUAAAAUUUACAAAUGGAUUCAGGCCAAGUGUUGCAAAGAAGGAAACGGGACAUUCCUGUAAUCCGACCAAGAGCAUCAGAUGAGAACCAGCUUCUGGUCAGUGCUAAAAGUCUUGAACUCAGUAAGGUGAUUCGUCUUCUUGAAGAUCCUUUGACUGCUAACUUGAAGGAGCGCCACCUUUUUGUCCUGAAGAAACUCCUGAAGAGAAGCCAAAUUGGUUUCACUUUGAAGGACCUGACAGGUGUAGCCAAAAUACUCAACAUCUGUGCUGAGAAGGGGAAGGAUCACCCUGAGUAUUUGUCCAUUUUAUGUGAGGCGCUCGAAAUUUGUGGACUCCCCUUCCUGAAGGAGAAAUCAUCUGAUGAGCUGACAUAUGCCAAGGACGUCAUAGAGUUCCUCUCUCACAUGGGGUGUCUGAUGAGGGUGUCAGAUGUUGAAGUGAGACAGCAGAUAGUUGAAUCGGUGAAAAUAUUCUACAGCUGCGUGGCCCCCAAACAUCUGCUGGAUGGUACGGCCCGUCUCACAAAGACAAAGCCUCGGACUCUCCCCUCUGAAAACCGAUUUUCUAGACUUUCACUAAGACUCCAGCCAACCUCUCCAGGCUACAGGCUGCAGCUCCUGGAGCGCAGCGACCUGGCUCAGACGUUGCUCCUCUCCAUGGCCGCGUUGGAGAACCAGACCGCCAUCAAGCUGCAGCUCCUGCAGACUCUUCUGAUCCUCUCUGGCUCCUCUGAUUUGAACUGUGCAUCGAUGCUAAGAGCGGGAGGAGCGGGGACGGUUUGUCUCCACAUGAACGAACCCGAUGCAUCUGGUCAGGUUCUGUUCUGCUCCUCUGAAAUCCUCUGGAACCUCCUGGAGCGAGGCAACAAGGCGGAGGUCACUGCGCAGCUCAGCAGCAUGGAGUGUGUCAUAUCUCUAAAAGAGGCAUUUCUUUACAAGCUGAUUAAUGGUGUCCAUCAUUCUGACCUCCAACUCCGAAAUGACCUGCUGGUGAUCACAACUCUCCUUGCCGAUAACCCGAACUCUCUGCUCAUUGAGAGUCUGUUUGCCAAACAGCUUGUUGUUCUCGCCACGUUUCCAGAACGGAAAAGCCAAAACUCUUUGGUUGGCGACCUCAAACUCAACUUCAAUCACGAUGACUUGAAAAUGAAGAAGCUUCUGUUGAACCUGUUGGUUUUAAUGUCAAAGGACUUAAGUGCCCUGCAGCUCUAUAAAGACGAAAUGGUUAUGUUGUCUCUCCUGAUGCUCGUGAAGCCGCCUGCUGCCUCCUCUGGGCGGCGGUCCUGUUCACGCUGCUGGUCCUCCGUCCAGCAGGAGGAGCUCAUGCUGCAGGCGCUGGCCACCCUGGCUACCAUCGCUCCCCUCAUGUUGGAUGAUUUUAUGACAUGUCAGGGAAAUGCGUGUCUGCUGCUCGUGCUGGACUGGUGCGUAACACAAGAUUCUUACUUUGGUCAGGGUCACAGCUUUCAUGGCACAGGAGGACGAGGCAGUAAGAAGGCUCAGAUGCGGCAUUGCAUCCGAGUGCUGAGAUCUGUGACGUUAUUAGAUGAAGAGUCGGUCAACCAGGACCUUUGUGAUCAAGGACUCAUCCACCAGCUCGUGGGGGUUUUGAUGCAGAUGGAAGCAAGUCCUGAUGAAGAGGAUAUAGUCACUGUGGAGAUUAAGUCAGAUAUUCAACUAAUACUGUCUGCGCUGUGUGAGAGCAACAUGCACAGAAAGGAGCUGUUUGGAUCAGAGGGAGUCGAGAUGACGGUUCACUUCUUGAAGAAAGGCUCCGACAAGUUCUACAGCGGCCUGGGACACAACAAACUCAUCUUGUCCACAGUGGACUGUGUCUGGUCCUGUAUUGUUGGCUGCUACACCACAGAGGAUUACUUUCUGGCUAAAGAGGGAGGCUUUCUGCUCUUGGAGCUCCUCAGUUCAAGCCCCAGAUGUGUUCAUUGUAACAUCCUCGCCGCCCUCCUGGAACUUUGUGACAACCCGAACACGCUGUCCCACAUCCUGAGCUGGAGGGGCGACGGCGGUCAGACGGCGCCUGGACUCCUGCUGCAGCUGUGGAGGGAGGAGGAGGAAGAGGAGCUCAAAGUCAGCAGGAACAAACACGGAGGGAUCGCAGAUCCCAAGAGACCCAUCCUCAGCGUGUACCAGGACGAAGACCCGCAGCUGUCGUUUUCUUCCAAUGAACCGAGUCCAGCAGUGCUGGAGUUAGCAGAGAGUCUACGCUCAAAGAUUUACUCCAUCUUCUGCAAACUUGGUUUCCAGGACCUUCCUGGUUUGUCAACAAAUCAUUUUGUGACCAUGAGUGUCGUCAGGAGAUAUCUGGACUUCAAGGUCGGCGAGGUGUGGGACGAGAUCAGCAGGGAGCUGAGUUCAGAAGGUGUGAGGCCGAUCUCUCCGGACGAGGAGGCUCUGAGCACGAUCUGUAAGAUUGCAGAGGACACAGCGAGGAGGGUGGUAGCAGAACAGAACAGCAUCCUGGAGCAGCGGAGGAAAGAGGAGGUCAGCGAGGAGGAGCUCGUGUACUCUGAGAUUAAAUCUCAUUGGAAGCAGCGAGAGCUCACAGCCAAGACCUGGGACAACUACGUUUCCAAAACUUCAAACUUUCACACCCUGAAGGAAGUCAAAGCACAGAGGGAGAAACAAAGUGAAUCCUGCAGACCCAAAGCUGAGGAUGCUGCAGGUCGUCUCACACAGCAUUUCAUCGGUAAGGUCGUAUCUGUAGAGACCACUGACGCUCUGGGACCGGCAGGAGUGAAAGUGACGAUCGCCAGAGCUUCCAUCAAUUCUGCGGGUCAGGACCGAGAGGGAGCAGCAAGACACGACCAAGAGUACUUCAGCACGGUUUCUGUAAAGGACUGAUGACAGCAAAGACUCUGAUUCAAUACAAACCCUGUACAUUAAUACUGCAUCUUUAUUUUUAUUUUCAAAUCUUACAGCCACAGCACAAUCAUCGCAUCGUCGUUUCUUUAAGAGCAGAUUCAGUCAAUAAUGGAGAGUUUUGUAUGACUUUUGCAGAACAUGCAGAUGUGAGGUCAUUGGAUGUGCACAAUCAGCAUCUUGUAGUCUAGUCCACCUCUGACAUUCUUAUAUGGACACACACACACACACACACACACACACACACACACACAGCACUGAAUGAUCUUUGUGUUCUGAUGCACAUUACAACGUCUUAGAUUCAUGUUUAUUGAAUAGAUAAAAACAUUUUAUUUAGUGUUUUUUAGAAAAGAAAUGUAGUUCAAAAGUGUAAUUCUUCACGACAUGCAGAGCUUUACAUGUUCAGCCACAACAGUCUGAAUGUUUCUCUAUGCAUUAUUUAUUAUUUUAUGUAACCACAGGGCAGCAUGAACAGUGAGACCCUCGACAAUCAAUGUGGCAUCAUGGAAACUGGGGCCUUAUGUAACGUCACAAUAACCAAUAAACCCCUUUAAACCGAGGAUACAUCUCCAGCUCAGAGGAAACGCUGAAACUAAAAGCUACAGCUCUUUGUGUGUGUGCAGCUGUGAACACCCUUUAAGGAAACUCCAGGAAGGACUCCUCUUCCAAAGAGUUUCAUCUUUAGUGUUUUUGGGUUACAUAAGUCACUGCAGCGCAUUAGCACACAUGUUCCUCCGAGCGUGCAACAUGCUGCACAGAGACACUUCUUCUCUCCCCGCUCUCACCCACUUUACUGCCUGGAUGGUCAAAUCAUCUCUGACAGGCCGAAGCUUUUCAUGCAGCUCUGUGAGUGUGUGUGUGUGUGUGUGUGUGUGUGUGUGUGUGUGUGUGUGUGUGUGUGUGUGUGUGUGUGUGUGUGUGUGUGUGUGUGUGUGUGUGUGUGUGUGUGUGUGUGUGUGUGUGUGGAGCCCGUCAGACUGGGAUGUUCAUGCUGCACAAAAGAGCAGGGACACACAGGAGCCUCUUCAGUGCGACAGGCUGCCGCUGUUUGUUCAGGCUGCUGAGGGGCUUCACAUGCUGACUGACUGUCUGACUGUUGGUGGGUGCUGAGCUGCUGAUGAAGGUGAGGGGCAGCGUGGGUGCUGUUUUUAAGGAAUCCUGCUGGGUGCUCGUCAACUUCCCUGAGGACCCGUUAACU
This is a messenger RNA of Labrus mixtus (cuckoo wrasse), 4227 nucleotides long. RefSeq names its product cilia- and flagella-associated protein 69-like. The coding region runs from base 165 to 3011 and encodes 948 amino acids. The transcript is spliced from 23 exons. Gene Ontology annotation, biological process: olfactory behavior; response to odorant; positive regulation of flagellated sperm motility. Gene Ontology annotation, cellular component: sperm midpiece; non-motile cilium. The record is from RefSeq and is a predicted model, not a curated record. Lineage: Eukaryota; Metazoa; Chordata; Actinopteri; Labriformes; Labridae.